Messenger RNA from Cylindrotheca closterium, 1620 nucleotides. The record is from the annotation of a GenBank genome assembly. Lineage: Eukaryota; Bacillariophyta; Bacillariophyceae; Bacillariales; Bacillariaceae.
AUGAGAUCUCGUCCUCAAAGUAUUAGUACUAGGCUCCAAGAGACAACCAAAGAAGUAUCCUCCUGCGAUUAUUACGAACAUCUCAGUGAUCUUGACGCAGCAAAAGAAAAAGAAAAAGAAGAAUCCCAAGACUCCUUGAUUGCCCAUUUUCAGCAACCUUCAGAUCAAACAGAAGGAGGACCGUCCGAACCAGAAUUAUUGACCACCAACUUGCCACAGCAUGCAAAUCAGGAAGAUGGGCAAGAACCGUCGACGACUACCCAUCUUCCACAACAUGAUGCUAACGACCAACAACAACAACAACUGCAGGGGGACGAAAACUUUCUAGUGGGAAUUACACCACAAUACUGGGCUCAUGUUCCUAUGUUGAUUGAUGACAUUUUGCAUCAUUUGACAUUGUCCAAGGGUGGAAUCAAUUUCUUACAUUCGCUGCCCCAACAUACCAAGAUUCCAGUCUCCAAAUGUCUCUUGGUGGGAAGAAUCAUAUGGGCCAAACAAACCUCAGAUAGUGCCAUGGCCUAUAUCCUGGAUGACGGUACUGGUUUGAUGGAUUGUGUAUGUUAUCACAAUCAUAACACGGAUGCGGUAUAUGAACUUCCAUCCCUUCUUCCAACAUCAUCAUCAUCAUCACCAUUCCUCGACGACAAUGUAAAUGAAAUUGAAAAUAAUCAUAUUCAAAACAAACGACGACCCAUUGCAUUGGGAACUUGCGUCAAGGUUUUUGGAAAGAUCAAGAAUUUGGCCAUUCUCCAGAAUGGUCGUGUCUUGCGAGAAGUCAACGCCCAACUCAUCGAACCAGUCUACGAAUCCUUUGCCACGAAUAGCACGAAGAAUCCAGAACACGAUCAUUGGAUGAAAUGUGCCAACUUUCUUCAAACCUCCAACAACAAUAAUAGCAAGAAUGGACGUCCAAGCACCAACAUCCUCCAACCCUUGGGUUGUCUCGAAAUCUUGGGCGAUCGGAUCCGAUCCCAAGUCCGGGCCAAACGACGAUUGCCAUCAGCAGAUGAUACUUUGGGUGCCUGGAGAGUCUUUGGAACUCGUUGUUUGUGUGCAUGCCCUGAAUCCAUUAAGGAAUCCCUGUUGUACUGUCAUUGCCAGGCCAAGGUCAGCGUUUUGUACUGUGAUCAACAAUUUCAGUAUCGGGAUGCCUUAUUGAAACAUUUGUUGGAACGUCAAACCAAAUAUGCCAAGAAACUAGUAUUUUCGUAUCAAGAUAUCCAAAAGGAAGAGUCUCUCAUUCAAGUGGCAAGGGAGCAAGAAGCCAAGAGUGGUGACAACAAGAAGGAGAAAAAGAAAAAGUUUUUUCAUCAAGAAUUGAUUCGGUCCACUGUCCGAGCCUUGGCCAAGGACGGAAUCAUUUAUCACAUUGAUCCGGACAAUGACCAAUACUUGUUGAUUACACGAGAAAAGGUAUUGGAACCCUUUGUUCGAGACGAGUUGGACCGAACGGGCAAUAGUAAAAACUACGUAUCUCUGAAAGGAGCUCCCGAAUACUUGAAGGUGGUGGAUUUGGAAAAAUUCAUGUACAUCAAGCGAUGUAUCGUCCAUGAAAAUAAAACGAAGAAGAAGAAGACUGGCAAGAACGAAGCUAAGCGACAAAAAGUUGUUGCCAACUAA